This is a messenger RNA of Medioppia subpectinata, 422 nucleotides long. Lineage: Eukaryota; Metazoa; Arthropoda; Arachnida; Sarcoptiformes; Oppiidae. The record is from the annotation of a GenBank genome assembly.
UCACUUUAUGUUGUUUUUAAUGAAUAACAAUAUUUUCACAUUUUUCUGACAAAAACACAAUUCAUUCAUACAAUCACUUCAUUUGAUCCCAAGAUAUGGCACAACAGAUGAAACCAAUAGAGACUAAGAAGGACUGCAAUGGAGACAACAAUUAUCAGACACAAAUCUAUGCCAAAGACUCUUUGGAUCGAUUCGGUGAUGAUUUGUGUCAACUCUUAUUGUCUUAUCUCUCACUCGAAGACCGAUUUCGUUACGAAUGUGUGUCCAAACAGUUCCAGAGAACAGUCUUCGAGAGUGUUGUGGACAUAGAAAUUGACGACAAAAUAUUGAAUAAACUUUUGGAUUCAAAAAAUUCAUGAUUUCAUCUAAUAUUCAAUUGUUGGCCACAAUUGCCAUAAAGUGUCAAAAUAUUCAAUGGAUUG